Maniola jurtina (meadow brown) is the source of this 1070-nucleotide messenger RNA. RefSeq names its product glutaredoxin-C4-like. Gene Ontology annotation, cellular component: cytoplasm. Bases 37 to 387 code for a protein of 116 amino acids. The transcript is spliced from 3 exons. Gene Ontology annotation, molecular function: glutathione disulfide oxidoreductase activity. The record is from RefSeq and is a predicted model, not a curated record. Gene Ontology annotation, biological process: cellular response to oxidative stress. NCBI's taxonomy places the organism in Eukaryota, Metazoa, Arthropoda, Insecta, Lepidoptera, Nymphalidae.
AGUGUCAAAUUACUCAUCCAUGUGUCAAACGUUUUAAUGGGAUUGUUGGGUAGUAAAAUUUCACGCUCAUCAAAAAUGGCCAACUCUGCAGAGAUUCAACAAUUUAUUAAGGACGCUAUUUCUCAAGAAAAAGUGGUUGUGUUCUCGAAAUCAUAUUGCCCUUACUGCAAGCUAGCUAAGGAUGUCUUCGGAAAAGUUAAACAACCGAUAAAAGUGUACGAGUUAGACGAGCGUGAUGAUGGACAAGCCAUUCAGGAUAGUCUAGCACAAAUCUCUGGAUUCAGAACUGUUCCACAAGUGUUUAUAAACGGUACCUGUGUGGGUGGUGGAUCGGAUGUCAAGAAAUUGUAUGACUCUGGAAAGUUAGAGCCCAUGCUUAUUGGAUAAUUUUGAAAUAUAGGAAAUUAUUAUUAUAUUUGUAACAUUGCGAAAUAAUAGUACAUGAAUGUCACAUUAGACAAAUUUGUUGUAUACACCACUACUUUUUAAUUGCCAUAAAAAUUGUAAUGCGAAUACAGGAAAAUGCUAUUAUUUUUGAAUGUGCAAUCAGAUGUUUUUUACUUUAACAAAGUUAUUAAAGUUUUGUUUUUGAAAAUAUGAAAAUAUGUGUGGGCAUACUAAACUUACGCUACGCGUUACCGCCUUAUCUACUACGCUAAUAAUAUUUUGACCUAUUAUUUUUAAUAAUUAUAGCAAUUUUUUGUCAAUAUUUUAGAACCCUCAAUUUUUUUGAAUUGCAUAGAUUUUUGUAGUAAUUAAAAAUUGGUGACGUAUUUAUAAGAUUGCGUUAGUACCUACAUUUAGUGCAUUACCGUCACAAUAGAUAAACUUGUUGUAUAUACUCGAAUGUAAAACUAACUGUAAACUGUAAAAUGUACAAAGUUUGCUUAUUUUUUACAGAAAAUAUUUGAGAAAACUAUCUGUGUUACUUAAUUUUUCUAAUAUGUUUUCAUUUAUUUACCAUUGAAAAUGGUGUUGAUUCUGUAAUAUAAGUAUUUAUUUAUUUUUCUGUACUUGCAUCUCUAUUUUUACUUUGCAACUUUUUGUAAUAAAGUCUAUUUUAAAAUGUU